AUGCCUAAGCGCGUUCACAGCGCUAGUGAUCGCGAUGAUGAUGCUGAACCAUCUAGUAAUCAAAGUGCACCGAAACGUACUCGAAAAGCAAUUUAUGAUCUAGAAAUUAAUGAUAUUUGUCAAGAAUUAUAUGAUGCUAUACGUGCUUAUAAAUCUGAAGAUGGUCGACUUGUUUGUGAAAAUUUUAUACGUUUACCAAGUAAAAGAACACAUUCAGAUUAUUAUACGUUAAUAAAACAACCGAUUGAUUUAAUUCGUAUACAACAAAAAAUUCGUACUGAUGAAUAUCAAACAUUGGAACAAUUUAUUGAUGAUAUUGAAUUACUUUUAACAAAUGCAAGAACUUUCUAUCGAAAAAAUUCCAAUGAAUGUCGUGAUGCAAACGAUUUAUCAAAAUAUUUCUAUUCAAGAUUAAAUAAUGAAAAUUCAAAUCAGAAACGAAUUUUAAAAAAAAAUCAUGAAAUAGAUAAUGAAGAAAUCAUUGAAAAAAAACGACGUGGAAGUCGUCAAUCAAAUGGUAUAUUAACAAAUGGUACAACUAUAAAAAUUGAACAUGAUGAAUCAAAUAAUAAUAAUAAUGAUAAUAAUUUUUCCAUUGAUCCAUAUUAUUUCGAAGAAUUUUUUACAGCUAUUUAUAAUGCAAAUAUCAAUGAACGUGUUAUGUCGGAAAUUUUUUUAUUUUUACCAUCACGAAAACUUUAUCCCGAUUAUUAUUUAAUUGUAACAAAUCCAAUUGAUUUAAAAAUGAUAGCAACAAAAAUACAGAAAAGUCAAUAUUUAACAUUAGAUGAUAUGGAAAAUGAUUUAUUAUUAAUGAUUUCUAAUGCAAAAAAAUAUAAUGAUCCAAAAUCACAAAUUUAUAAAGAUGCAUGUGCAUUACGAAAAUUGAUAACAACAGUUCGACAUGAACUUGAAUUAGCUUUAAAAACAAAAAAUGAUCGAUUAAGAUUACGUAAACGUGAUGUACUUUUAUCAUCAGAAAUUGCAAAUAUAGAUUAUCCAGAAGAACCAGAUGAUGAAGAUGUUAUACGAAUACAACAAGAUCGACAACAACAAAAUGAUGAUGGAAUUGAUUCAGAUACAAGUUCACUUGGUGAAGAAGAAGAUUCUUUUAGAAUUUUAUAUAAUGCUGUUAAAACUUAUAAACUUGGUGCACAAAGUCUUAUUGAUCCAUUUAUGAAAUUACCUAAUAAAAGAUUUCAUCAAGAUUAUUAUGAAGAAAUAAAAAAACCAAUUGCUAUGUCAUUGAUUAAAAAAUAUAUUAAAUAUAAACGUGAACAAGAUAUUGUAGAUGAUUUAAAUCGUAUGUUUACUAAUGCAAAAACUUAUAACGUUGAUGAAUCAUAUAUAUACAAAAAUGCUUGUCAACUUGAAUGUGUAUUAAGAAAUAAAUAUAAAAAAUUAAUGAAUAAAAAAGAAAAAUUUAUUAAAAAUUUAGUGUCAAAUCGUACAGUUAAUCAAGGAAUAAUAAAAAAAUCUUUAAAUUCUUCAUCAUCGAAUACAAUAAAUGAUAAAUUAAAUAAUUUAAUUCAAACAAUAAAAACUUAUACAGAUCAUCAUGGACGAAUAUUAUCUACAGUAUUUUUAACAUUACCAUCAAAAAUUGAUUAUCCAGAUUAUUAUGAAAUAAUUCAACGACCAAUUGAUCUUAAACGUAUUGAAUCACGUCAAUACUCAUCAAUUAAUGAUUUAUCUAAUGAUUUACAACUAAUGUUAGAUAAUGCUUGUUUAUAUAAUGAACCUGGUUCAACUAUUUAUCGAGAUGCACUAACACUUCAACGAGUUUUAAUUAAUGAAAGAAAAAAAUUAACCAAUGCCGAAUUUAAUGUUAACAAUGUACAGAAUUUAGUUCAAGAUUUAAUAUGGAAUUUAUUUAUACAAACAUUUAAUGCUGAAGAUUCCAACGGUCAUUUUUAUACUGAUUCAUUUGCUGAAUUUUCAGAACAAACUGACAAUGAACCAUUUGAUAUUGUAUAUACAUACGAUCUGAUUAAACAAAAUCUCAAUCAACGACGUUAUCGACGAUUAGAUAUUUUUCAAGAUGACUUAUUUAAAGUAUUUGAACGUGCUCGAAAAUUGAGUAUUAAUGAUUCUCAGAUUUAUCAAGAUACAAUUGAAUUACAAAAAUACUAUAUUCGUUUACGUGAUGAAAUGUGUUCUCAUGGUAGCGUACUUCAAUCACCAGCACUUUCAUUUAAUGAAAAUGCUUUACAACAAGAACUAGUUCGUGAACGAACAGAAAAAGAUGCAUUAAUUAAUAUUAAUAAUCAGAACAGUAUAUCAACAAUAAAAUCAUCUGAUACAGAUGAAAACAAAGAAUCUUUCACAAAAUCUACAUUAUCAACCGAAAAUAGUUCAUUAUCAAAAGGUGAAACAUUCUAUAUUGGUGAUUUUGUUUAUAUUGAACCAAAUGAUGAAACAAGUGAACCACAUAUAAUUUGUAUUGAAUCAUUUGAACAUAAAGAUAAUGAAGAUUAUUUUAAUGGUUUACAAUUUUAUCGUCCCAAUGAAACAUAUCAUUUACCAAAUAAAAAAUUUCUUCGUCAAGAAGUUUUUCUAACACAAACAAUUGAACAUAUACCAAUGAAUAAAAUUCAAGGUUUAUGUCAUGUUUUACAUGUAAAAGAUUAUUUUAAAUAUCAACCUAUUAUUGAAAAUCAAACAAAUAUAUCAUUAAAAUUUCAAGAUUUAGAUAAAGAUAUAUAUGUAUGUGAAUCACGUUAUAAUAUAAAAACAAAAGUUGUUAAAAAAAUUAAAUGGUGGAAUUUACCAGAAAAUAAACGUAUUAAAUUAAUUCCAAGAGAAACUAUACUUGAACCAAUACGUGAAUCAUUAACACUCAAUAAUGAUAAUAUAUUAAAUCGACAAUUAAUAACAAAUAAUGAUUUAACAAAUGUUGAUAUAAUUGAAAAAAUUAAAGAAACCAUUCCAUAUGAUUCUGUUAUUAAUGAAAAAUUAAAUGAAAAUUUAACAGAAAAAAAACAAUUUUAUGAACAAAUUGUUCUUUCAUUGAAUUGUUUUUAUAAAAUUGGAGAUUAUGUUUAUAUUCAUGAAAAUAGUAAUCAAUUAGAUAAACGAUCUAUAUUACGAAUCGAUAAAAUUUGGAAACAUAAUGAUUCAUAUACAAUUAAUGGUCCACUUUUUAUUCGACCAUGUGAUAUAACUAAUCGAGAACGAUUAAUAAUAACAACAAAAUCUUCUUAUGAACACGAAAUUUUUAAAUGUGAUGGUUUAAAUAGACAAAUUUUAGUUGAAAAUAUUAUAGGAAAAUGUUCCGUACUUUCACUUAAACAUUAUUGUACUUACCGCUUAACUGAAAUUCUUGAAUGUGAUGUUUAUAUAUGUGAAUCACAAUAUAUUCCUGAUGAUCAUAGUCUUCGACCUUUAACAAAAGGAUUAAAAAGACCAUCAUUAUCAUUGAAAGCAUUAGCCGAUGAAAUCUGGACUUUUCGUAAAGAACUAUUGCUUCAACAAAUAAAACCAAAGGAUACUCCUGGUGGCCCGUUCAAAUUGAUCGACGAUGGCUCGUUUAUGGACGUGGAUGAUCAAACCAAUAGCAAUCAUGCCAGUAACGUCGAUGGAGAUGAGCAUCAAUCGAAUCAUUUGAACUUUGAGACGGCCAACAGUAGUAAUAAUAACAAUACGAAUAAUAAUCUGAAUACAUCAUCAGUACAAAAUCGAAAUAAUAAUAGUCGUAAAAAUAAUCGACGUGGAUCAUCAGCUCGUGCACCUUGUGGAUACCUUGUAUUUGCAAGUGAAUCACGAAAACGCCUCAUUAAAGAUAAUCCGGGCAUUCCAUUCGGUGAGAUGAGUCGAAUGAUUGGUGAUCAGUGGCGACGAUUGACCGCAAGUGAACGUGAUAAAUAUGAAGAAAAAGCGCGUGAACGAGCAAGAGAACAAGAGGUUAGUAGUGCACCAACAACACAAGCAACGACUAACACUACUACAACAAAUUACGAUUCACAUAGUAUGCCAGUUAUUAAUACACAACGAAUAGUAAAUGGUGGUGUUACAGUAAAUGGACAUUAUCAAACAAAUCCAACUUUGUCAAAUGUUCAUUCAAUGAAUGGAAAUAUACAAACAAUACCAAAACCACCAGCAACUGCAAUCGUUACAUGUCCACCACGAACACAACGACUUGUUCAUUCAGAAGCAUAUUUAAGAUAUAUUGAAAAUUUGAAACCUGAUAAUCAAUUUAUAUCUGAUUGGCCAAAACAAUUAAAAGCUUCAAUGAAUAAUAUAUCAAAUACAAAUAAUGGAAAUAAUACUUCACGAACAUUACCAUCGAAUUGGUUUUUAAAUGGUAGUCCCGGUCUUUAUAAUAAUGUUCAUGAAGCUUUGUGGUCAAUGAGAGAUAAUAUGUGGUCAGACGUUAUUCGUAUUCGAAAUGUACUUUCAGAUGAAUGGUAA
This is a messenger RNA of Rotaria sp. Silwood1, 4410 nucleotides long. NCBI's taxonomy places the organism in Eukaryota, Metazoa, Rotifera, Eurotatoria, Philodinida, Philodinidae. The record is from the annotation of a GenBank genome assembly.